AUGGGCAAGAUCAUCUUCUACGAGGACAGGAACUUCGGUGGCCGCUUCCAUGAGUGCAUGAGCGACUGCUCUGACCUGCACUCCUACUUCAACCGCUGCCACUCCAUCCGGGUGGAGAGCGGCUGCUUCAUGAUCUACGAGCGCCCCAACUACAUGGGCCACCAGUACUUCCUGAGGAGGGGAGAGUACUCUGACUACCAGCAAAUGAUGGGAAUGACCGACUGCGUCAGGUCCUGCCGCAUGGUCCCUAUGUAUCAAGGUUCCUUCCGGAUGAGGAUGUACGAGCGCCCUGACAUGGGAGGCCAGAUGAUGGAUCUGAUGGACGACUGCCCCAACUUCAUGGACCGCUUCCACAUGUCCGACAUCCAUUCCUGUAAUGUGAUGGAAGGCCACUGGCUGUUCUAUGACCAGCCCCACUACAGAGGCCGGAUGUACUACAUGAGGCCUGGAGAGUACCGGAGGUACAGUGACUGGGGCGGGAUGAGCUCCAAGAUCGGGUCCAUCAGACGCAUCAUGGACCACUACUAA
Anguilla anguilla (European eel) is the source of this 528-nucleotide messenger RNA. RefSeq names its product gamma-crystallin M2-like. Gene Ontology annotation, molecular function: structural constituent of eye lens. The transcript has 3 exons. The record is from RefSeq and is a predicted model, not a curated record. Bases 1 to 528 code for a protein of 175 amino acids. Gene Ontology annotation, biological process: lens development in camera-type eye; visual perception. NCBI's taxonomy places the organism in Eukaryota, Metazoa, Chordata, Actinopteri, Anguilliformes, Anguillidae.